AUUGAUAAACAAAAACAAAAACAAAAUAUCCAUCUUGCUCCUCUAUUUUUUCUUACUAGAAAAAAUUUGUAUAGAGAAGAAAAAGUGUAAAUUUUCGAGAAGAAAAAAACCGAUCUUUAAUUGAAAAAAAUCGAUGGCAUUAAUGCGCCUUCUCAGCCAGGUUGAAAGGCAGCAAUCUCAAUUGAGGCAGCUUAGCUCUUUGUUCAACCGAACGUAUAUUUCCUCUGGACGGAUCAUAGGAAGUGAAGUGCAUGGAGUUGGAAAUACCAAGCAAAGGUUUCACUCUAGUUAUGUGGGAAGUUUAGCCCGCAGAGUACGUGAAAGAGAGGAAACCAGUAAUGCUGCAUAUCAUAGAAAUGAUCCAGAGGCAGUCAUAAGGAUGUUUGAAAGCCAACCUUCAUUACAUUCCAAUCCAGCGGCGGUGUCGGAGUAUGUUAAGGCACUGGUAAAGGCUGAUAGAAUUGAUGAAAGUGAGCUGCUCCGGACUUUACAGAGAGGGAUUGCUGGUUCUGCUAGGUCUCAUAUGGAGGAAGAGAACAUAGGGGCUCUAUCGGCUCUUAGAAAUGUUGGGAAAUCAACAAAGGAUGGUGUUCUUGGUACUCGUAAUACUCCUAUACAUAUGGUGGCCGUUGAAGGAGGUAACUUCAAAGAACAGCUGUGGCGUACAUUCCGGUCUCUGGCUGUGGCCUUUCUCUUGAUUUCCGGAGUUGGUGCUCUCAUUGAAGAUAGGGGUAUCAGCAAAGGUAUAGGAGGGCUUGGCCUAAAUGAGGAAGUGCAACCGAGUAUGGAGACAAAUACAAGAUUUUCUGAUGUGAAGGGUGUUGAUGAGGCAAAAUCUGAGCUGGAAGAAAUUGUUCACUAUCUCCGAGAUCCUAAGCGUUUCACUCGUCUUGGUGGCAAGCUCCCAAAAGGCGUAUUACUUGUUGGUCCCCCCGGAACUGGUAAGACCAUGUUAGCGAGGGCUAUAGCUGGAGAAGCUGGGGUUCCUUUUUUCUCAUGCAGUGGCAGUGAGUUUGAAGAAAUGUUUGUUGGUGUCGGAGCUCGGAGAGUGAGAGACCUCUUUGCUGCUGCUAAGAAGCGAUCACCAUGCAUUAUAUUCAUUGAUGAGAUUGAUGCCAUUGGAGGAAGCCGUAACCCAAAGGACCAGCAAUAUAUGAGGAUGACUCUAAAUCAGUUGCUCGUCGAGCUGGAUGGCUUCAAACAAAAUGAUGGAAUCAUUGUGAUUGCUGCCACUAAUUUCCCUGAGUCACUGGAUAAGGCAUUGGUCAGACCUGGACGAUUUGAUCGUAACAUUGUUGUCCCAAAUCCUGAUGUCGAAGGGCGGAAGCAGAUUUUGGAAUCUCACAUGUCAAAGAUUCUUAAGGCGGAUGAUGUUGACCUUAUGAUCAUCGCCCGGGGGACUCCUGGAUUUUCUGGUGCUGACCUUGCAAACUUGGUGAAUAUUGCUGCUGUGAAAGCUGCAAUGGAUGGUGCCAAAGCCGUAAGCUUGGCUGAUCUAGAGCAUGCUAAGGACAAGAUCAUGAUGGGAAGUGAGCGCAAAUCAGCUUUUAUAUCCCAAGAGUCGAGAAAACUCACGGCAUACCAUGAAGGUGGCCAUGCACUUGUAGCUAUUCAUACAGAUGGCGCUCUUCCGGUGCACAAAGCAACCAUUGUUCCCAGAGGAAUGGCUCUUGGAAUGGUUGCGCAAUUGCCUGAAAAGGACGAGACCAGCAUAUCCCGUAAGCAAAUGCUUGCUCGGCUUGAUGUUGCUAUGGGCGGGCGAGUUGCUGAAGAGCUCAUUUUCGGGGAAAGUGAAGUAACUUCUGGUCCGUCCGAUGAUCUCAAGCAAGCAACCAAGCUAGCUAGAACUAUGGUCACCAAGUUUGGUAUGAGCAAAGAAGUGGGGCUCGCUACGCACAACUACGACGAUAAUGGAAGGAGCAUGAGCACCGAAACUAGGCUUCUUAUCGAGAAGGAAGUAAAAGAAUUACUCGAAAGGGCUUACAACAAUGCGAAAACGAUUCUCACUACUCAUAAUAAAGAGCUUCAUGCUCUUGCCAAUGCAUUGCUUGAGCAGGAAACACUAACUGGCGCCCAGAUCAAGGCGUUGCUUGCUCAGGUCAAAUCUCAACAGACACAGCAGAAGCAACAACAUCAAUCAGUAACAGUUGAAAGUAGGAUCGCAGUCCAAUCCAAAACCAAAGGCAUUGCUCCAGUAGGAUCUUAGCACAGAAAAUGUUGGUAAACUAUUUAUCUUUCAAUGUGCAUAUAGUUGAUUAUUUUCAUGCAACCCUUCCACUCUUUUGAGAAUCAUUGUCGAGCUGCUUAAUGAAGGUGAGGUUGAGGUCACAAGGUUUUGUAACAGAUUAAAGGCAGUUUCAUCAUGAUUUUUUUUUUUAAUUUAAAAAAAAGUGUAUCGCUCAUAUUCAACUCUCGAUGGACCUAUUAAUUCCCGUGCCAUCAUGUAACAUAGCUGGCAUUGUCUUUGUAAGUCAGACUUUAGCUUUUUUCUUCCUUUGGAUAUUUAGUCCCACGGGAAUAAUGUAUAUUUUGACGGUGCAAGAAUUUAGUUGUUUUCCAUGUA
Molecule: messenger RNA, 2563 nt
Organism: Lycium barbarum (goji berry)
Lineage: Eukaryota; Viridiplantae; Streptophyta; Magnoliopsida; Solanales; Solanaceae
Product: ATP-dependent zinc metalloprotease FTSH 5, mitochondrial-like
Exons: 7
Coding region: 134-2206 (690 amino acids)
Biological process (GO): proteolysis
Cellular component (GO): membrane; chloroplast thylakoid
Molecular function (GO): ATP hydrolysis activity; ATP binding; metalloendopeptidase activity
Source: RefSeq, a predicted model, not a curated record